CAAAACUGUUGGCUGCUACCUGUCAAAAUGGCGGUUUGUUUGGUUACAGGUUUAAGAUGGUAAUAGGGCGUAGUCAAACAGAGCAUUUCGAUUAUGUAAUAAGAUGGCAGUUGAGAUAAGCAUCACAGAGGAGUUCAACAAGCUGUGUGCAGGCUUUGUACCGGAGAAGAAGAGGGUCAGUCUUGGAAAACCAGUUCAGAGCAGGUCGGAGAUAAGAAGACACUUGAAGAGAACGGUGUACACUGCUCUGUUUAAAUACCUGGACAACAAAGAAAGAAGCAGCCAUGAUUCUGGCAGAAAUCUACAGGAGGAGGUAAAGUCCGAGCUGGGCUUGACUGUGUGGGGCCUGCGCUGGGAACACCAGUAUGACGAGGCCAACACCCUUGAGGCACAUCUCAACACUGUACAUGGUAUAGUAGAGGAGACAGGAUCUGACACUCUGUUCCAUGUUCUGCGGGUCCUGCUUCUUCUGAAGGACACAGGGCCACAUAAUGCCAGGGACGUCCUCGGAUAUGGAAAACAAAACCUUCCUGUGGUUCCUAAAAGAUCUGAUGCCCCCUGGCUGCCCAAGGGUCCCCUGUGUUAUGGUGAUACCCACCUGAUAGAACCUGGGCGCUUCCACUACAUGCACUACCCAAGACAGCUGUUUGAAGCAGAGCCACUGGGGACAGUCAGUCAUAUUACUCAUGUAUGUGAGCAGUUACCAGGGACGGGUCUGGCCGGGGGCGUGUUUUUUAGUGUACAUGGUGCGUUGGGUGAUAAACAUGAACACAGUACAACCAUGUCAUUGUUUGGGGGUCUUGUGCAUGGGCGCGUAGACAGCCUCGAUGUGAGACUUGCCUUACCUGAACUCCCAGAUGAUCCUAGUAUGAUGGAAACCAGAAUUCCUCAGACAUUUUCAUCAUAUAGCUUGAACCAGUCGGACGAGGGUUUCAAGUCCCAGGAGGGAAGCAUGUCUGGCUCCACCCAAGAGGACGGGGCAGGCAGCGAUGUUUCCUUCGACUCCGCCUUCCAUGCCGACUACGAUACCAGCAUCUAUGACACCUGCCUCACAGAUGACAUCUCUAGAUGUUACACAUGGGAAUCCCUAGGACUAGGUCCAGGGCUGACCAUGAAGCCGUUCCUGCUGCAUGCAGGCCCACAGGUGUAUGACAGGUGGAUGAGGUACAUGGAUCAGGUGAUGAAGACAGCGUUCCCGACCAUGUGGAUCCCUGACAGGCACGAGAUACCACAGUCACAGCUCGUUAAUGAGCUUCUUAAUGUGCUCAUCGCGGUGCCUUCUGUAAACUUUAUGAUGGAUCUGACUGACCAGUGUUUCUUGCUACGUGAGGGCCUGCAUGUGACAGGCAUGUCAUCUGAGGGACUGGCGGGGCUCUGCGAAGAGUUCUUGAGCUGUGGCAUGCACUACCACCGUCUGUCCGUCUUCUCCCAACCUCUUCAGCUAGACUCCUUCUACACUGCUGGGCUCACAUUCCAGGCAUUCACAGAUGGUAUACAGCAGGUGUUGCAGUACUACCGCGGGGUUGUACUCUCCCUCGACCCAGCCAAGACUGUGCUCCAACUCAGGGUUGCCCUACAUAAACUCUUCAAUGAAAUGAGGUUUUUGGCAAGUCUGUGUCACUGCAUAGAUCCAGUUACAAAUAACACAAAGGAAAGAUUCCCAAAGGGUAUUGAGCUGUUGAGUUACCUGUACAAUGCAUCCAUGGAGGCUUCUUUCACUGAUCACUAUCCUCUCAUGUUAUCCCUGCUGAAACACGCCUGUACACCAUAUCUUAUCUUUGUCCAGGAAUGGGUGUUCCACGGGAUGUACAGGGAUGCCUACGGAGAGUUCCUUAUUCAGGUCAACGAUCACUACCUACAGUAUAAAGACAAGCACUACUGGACGUCAGGCUACACUCUGGCCACGGAGAGGAUUGAGGACAGUGUGCCCAUGUUUCUACGAGACCUUGCCACCGACAUCUUCAUCUGUGGGAAGUCCAUCAACCUGCUCAAGGCUUGCCACCGGGAGCAUUUUCUGUGUGAUAUUGAUGAUGUGCACAUCCCUGUCAUCCGACUGACAUUCUCUGAGAAGGAGUUGCGCAUCAUGAAGGACCAGACCAGCAUGUAUGCCAGUCGCAUGCAGCAGAUCGCCAGACAGAGCACACUCUCUAGGGCGGAGAGAAGGGAAAGAGUGGAACAGGCCAAGAGAGACUUAAUUACCAUUGCAAGGCAGACAACUGCCAGGGAACUCAAACAACUCGAAGACCAGCUAGCAAAGAAGCGAAAGGCUGUGACAGCUAAGAAGAAAAUAGAGCUGGAUUUCCUGAAACAACAAAUGGAAGGGGAUCUAAAGAGACGAGCUGAUGAGCAUGUGGCUAAGAAGCAGGCCGACCGUGACUAUAUGGAUGGUGUGGUGAACCGGGAAUUGGCCCUGGAUGAACAUGAACUGGAGCUGGAGAGACAGGCUAGGGAGGAGAUAAUAGCGCACUACAGUGUCCUGAGUGAAGAGGCAGCUCAUCGGGAACAGAAGGCCCUGUGGAGGGUACGGCGAGCGAGACUCGACAUUGUGCGGACUGCCUUUUUACAGCAGGAGGAAGAGGCACUGGCUGACGAGAUGGAGAAAUACAGGCAUGAUCCAUCAUCAGUGCCGACACAGGCGUUGCCUAUAGUUAGGUCAGCCAGCGCAACUCCCAUUUUGCCACAGUGGGUGGAGCAUGGUCUCCAUGGGGACACCGUCCAUGUGGGAGGCGGGGAGGAGGCAGAUGGGGAGCAGGCCCCAGAAAUAGAGGGCGGGAGUAGCACCCUUCCAACAUGGGCAAGGAAAGGACUGGAAAAGUAUGGAAUAAAAUCCCCAUCCCCUUCCAAGGAAGCCAAUGCUAGACCCCUUUCCCCUAGUCCAAGGAAGAAGACACCCACUCGAAGGAGCCUGAAUUCCUCGUUUCAUGUCAGUGAUGAGACAGAGGAGUCACUACAGAAACCAGCCAUACAGACUUUCCAACACAUGCAUGCUACAACAGAGACAUCUACAGAGGUAUCGAAGGCAUCUGUCCGUACAGUGGAGGACCGACACGCAUCCAGGGAGUCGGAGGCUGAGAGUGAGGCCCGUCCAGGCGUGAAGGCAGUCGGUAAUCAGCACAUCUCACUGCAGACCCAGGAGGACACUGCCCGGCCUCAUAUCAGAUCCUAUGAGGACAGACAUGCCAACAAGCGCUCAGAUGAACCAGAGCCGGACAUUGCACCCAAACUGAAGCUGGGAGUCAUGCAUUCCAGCACUGAGUCCAAACCCAUGGAGUGGAAGGUGAAGAAACAGAAUGUGUUUGGCCAUGUGUCCCAGAUCAGUGACAGCUAUGAAUUCAAAAUGCCAAAAUUAAAGAAAUCUACACAGUUUUCCGCUUCCAGAGAAUCUGAAUGGUCCACAGAUUUCUGUAUAAAACCGAAAAUUCGUAUAAACAAACUCCAGACAGCAAACACCCAGUCAGAGGAUGGCGAGACAGAGAGGAGGCGGGCAAUAAAGAUGAGUGACAGAAUGUCGGCCACGAAGGAGUCAGAGUAUAUUGACCAUGAGAAGAAGCGUGUACAGAUGUUUAAGGAAAGGAACGUCUUUGGCCAUGCUACUGACUCCACUGUGCAGAGACUGCUGUACGAGGGCAAGUUUGGACGGAGUUUGAACAAUGAGGAUGAAGAAGGUGGUAAUAUACGCAUAGUCCCGCCCUUGGAGGAGAUUGAGUGGCUGACCAGCGAGGUGGAGCCUUACCAGGACGACUUUACUUGUCUUGACAAGCCCAUUAAGGCCGACCUUCUGUCCAGCCUUCCUGGUGUCCAGUAUGGUAGAUACAGCAAUUACCCCGGUAACCAUGGCGACACAACGGGGUAUGAGUACCUGCCCCUAACUGCUGUCAUGCAGAGCUCAGUCAGAGCUGCACUUGAGGCUCAGGUAUUGCUGGUUAACCGUAGCUUGGUGGAGUAUUUCCUGGCAGACCUACGGAUUGAAGACCACUUCCUGGCGCUGCGGCGUUACCUGUGUAUGGCUGAUGGAGAUUUCUCUGAGAUACUUUGUGACCUUCUCAUGGAGAAGUUGGGAACAAACCCUCGCCCAAGAGAUCUGAUCAACCCCAUGUUCCUGAACAACUGUCUCAAUAAGGCUGUGCGUCUCUCUGUGAAUGCCGACGACAAGUACGCAGAUAACCUGAGUUUUCUGCACAAGUAUGUGCCCCGAGUGUUUGAACAGACUUCUCCUGAACUGUUCGACUGCAUACAGCUUCACUACGAGGUAGCAUGGCCAAUGAACAUAGUGAUUACAAAGAACAGCCUGCACAAGUACAGUCAGGUGUUUUCCUUCAUGCUACAACUCAAACGUGUUGUCUGGAUCCUUAAGGACGUCUGGCACAGGCUCAAGAGAGAUGCGUUAAUUCACCGCCUGGACCAGCUGUACGAGUUCCGGGAACUGCACUUAUUCAGACAGGAGAUGCAACUCUUUGUGAAAGUCAUGCAGGAGUACAUAUCUCACCAGAUAGUGGACGUAACAUGGCAGGAGUUUCAGACGGCCCUCGCCUCUGAGAUCCGCAGUCUUGAUGACCUCCACGAGGCUCACAACACUUACCUCAAUAACGCACUCUUCAGAUGCCUGUUGACAAAGAAUGCAGCAUCGCUGAUGAAGAUAAUCCAGGACACAUUCUGUCUCAUCCUGAAGUUCCACCGUCUGCUGGUGAUGGGCGGCUGGGAGUCUGGGCGGGAUGGGGUGCAGACCCACCAGAACUACGCCCAUCUCAAACACACAUACCGUUCCUUUCAUGAACGCUCUGUCUUCCUGUUUAAAGUUGUGAGCAAGCUAGCGGACCGUGGAUACGAGCCCCAUCUUCACGAUCUCUUGCUAAGACUCAACUUCAACCACUACUACGACAGAUAGCAUUACAGCUGGACAUUAGACUCCACUUCAACCACUACUACGACAGAUAGCAUUACAGCUGAACAUUAGACUCCACUUCAACCACUACUACGACAGAUAGCAUUACAGCUGGACAUUAGACUCCACUUCAACCACUACUACGACAAAUAGCAUUACAGCUGAACAUUAGACUCCACUUCAACCACUACUACGACAGAUAGCAUUACAGCUGAACAUUAGACUCCACUUCAACCACUACUACGACAGAUAGCAUUACAGCUGAACAUUAGACUCCACUUCAACCACUACUACGACAGAUAGCAUUACAGCUGAACAUUAGACUCCACUUCAACCACUACUACGACAGAUAGCAUUACAGCUGGACAUUAGACUCCACUUCAACCACUACUACGACAGAUAGCAUUACAGCUGGACAUUAGACUCCACUUCAACCACUACUACGACAGAUAGCAUUACAGCUGGACAUUAGACUCCACUUCAACCACUACUACAACAAAUAGCAUUACAGCUGAACAUCAGACUCCUCUUCAACCACUACAACGACAGAUAGCAUUACAGCUGAACAUCAGACUCCACUUCAACCACUACAACGACAGAUAGCAUUACAGCUGAACAUCAGACUCCACUUCAACCACUACUACAACAAAUAGCAUUACAGCUGAACAUCAGACUCCUCUUCAACCACUACAACGACAGAUAGCAUUACAGCUGAACAUCAGACUCCACUUCAACCCCUACUACGACAGAUAGCAUUACAGCUGAACAUCAGACUCCACUUCAACCACUACUAUGACAGAUAGCAUUACAGCUGAACAUUAAACUCCACUUCAACCACUACUACGACAGAUAGCAUUACAGCUGAACAUCAGACUCCACUUCAAACACUACUACGACAGAUAGCAUUACAGCUGAACAUUAGACACCACUACAACCACUACUACGACAGAUAGCAUUACAGCUGAACAUUAGACUCCUCUUCAAACACUACUACGACAGAUAGCAUUACAGCUGAACAUCAGACUCCACUUCAAACACUACUACGACAGAUAGCAUUACAGCUGAACAUCAGACUCCACUUCAACCACUACUACGACAGAUAGCAUUACAGCUGAACAUUAAGACUCCACUUCAACCACUACUACGAUAGAUAGCAUUACAGCUGAACAUUAAACUCCACUUCAACCACUACUACGACAGAUAGCAUUACAGCUGAACAUUAGACUCCACUUCAACCACUACAAUGACAGAUAGCAUUACAGCUGAACAUUAGACUCCACUUCAACCACUACUACGAUAGAUAGCAUUACAGCUGAACAUUAGACUCCACUUCAACCACUACUACGAUAAAUAGCAUUACAGCUGAACAUUAAACUCCACUUCAACCACUACUACGACAGAUAGCAUUACAGCUGAACAUUAGACUCCACUUCAACCACUACUACGACAGAUAGCAUUACAGCUGAACAUUAGACUCCACUUCAACCACUACUACGAUAAAUAGCAUUACAGCUGAACAUUGUUUGGGACAGAGAGACCCGAGUGUGAAGACAAUUAGAAAUAUUGAGAAUCUCUAUAUUAAGCCAUGUGAAUCUUCAAUAAGUGUGUAGUCUUGCCAAACACUGUAUUUUUGGAAGACUACUUCAAUGUAUAUAAAAUGCCAUAUUCUCUAAA
This is a messenger RNA of Mya arenaria, 6556 nucleotides long. RefSeq names its product gamma-tubulin complex component 6-like. The transcript is spliced from 34 exons. The record is from RefSeq and is a predicted model, not a curated record. NCBI's taxonomy places the organism in Eukaryota, Metazoa, Mollusca, Bivalvia, Myida, Myidae. Gene Ontology annotation, cellular component: gamma-tubulin complex; equatorial microtubule organizing center; centrosome. Gene Ontology annotation, biological process: microtubule nucleation; mitotic cell cycle; spindle assembly. Gene Ontology annotation, molecular function: microtubule minus-end binding; gamma-tubulin binding. Bases 104 to 4885 code for a protein of 1593 amino acids.